Molecule: messenger RNA, 1541 nt
Organism: Hypoxylon trugodes
Lineage: Eukaryota; Fungi; Ascomycota; Sordariomycetes; Xylariales; Hypoxylaceae
Exons: 3
Coding region: 213-1394 (393 amino acids)
Source: RefSeq, a predicted model, not a curated record
CCCUAGUUGGUCAUACCAUCGCCAACUUUAGAAUCGUUCAUGUCCGUCUUCUAUAUAACUGCUCCACCCCAGCUUCACAUCGGAAAAUGUACUCUUUCUUCUUCAUCAAGCUUCGAUUCAUUCUUUGAUAUCCAAUUCAUUCGUCCACCUUACACACUUUUCAAGGAAUUUGAACUCGUUGCUUGACUCCAACUCUGUUCUUAUCCGUCAUCAUGUACACCAAAGCUGCCCUCAUCUCGGCUAUCUUAGCCGUCGCCGAAGCCCGCUUCAGCCAGGAGCAAAUCCCCGUCUCCGAUGUGUCGGCGCUGAGCAACUUUGGUAACCCCGGAGAGGCGGCAACUCUUGCUGGUUCGGUCCCUGGUGUGCUGCUCGCCGCUGCCAAUCCAUGCGACAAGCUCACGCUAGCUGAUAAGAUCGUCUCGACCCUGGGCAACGAUCCUCAGGUCAUUGCUGCGGCACAGAACCUUGUCGCUGCCGAGCAGAACUUCAACCCUUUCGCCGUCAGUGUUCCCAAUAUCUGCGGCGAUGCUAGCCUUCCCGCUACACAAGAACUCCGUGGUAUUGUUCCUCUGGUCGAUCCUGCCGUCACUGGCUCCGACGUUGAGAAUGCCAACUCGGAAACCUCGCUACAGUCUCCUUUCGACUCCAACGGCCUUAGCGUGGCCGACAUCAUGACCGCGCAGGGUUUCAGCAACUUCACAGUAAAUGGAGCCGCUGCUAGUGGAAAUGCCAACGCCGGCAACAAUAACAAUAAUAACAACAAUAACAACAGUGGCAACACAUCCGGUGCUAGCAGUUCUGCAACUAGUGCCGCCUCAGCAACUGCUUCCGCUACCAAGUGCAGUGGCAAGGCGAAGAGCACUACCACUGCCGCUGCCGCCGCCACUUCAUCUGCUGCUUCCAACAACAACAACAAUAACAACGCUGGUAACACUUCCAACAACGGCAACGCCAACAAUAACAACAGCGGUUCAUCGGCCCAAGCAGGAGCCGGUGCUGUUACCGAUGCCGUCACCGGAACGUUCCCGGGCUUCCAGGCCAGCAGCCUUGGUCUCGAUUUCGGUACCUGCACACCCACCGUCAAGUUUGAAGAGUCCCUCAACGGCCGCAAGCCGGGCGAGUUCACUUUCCAGGCUCAAGACCCCGUUGUGAACAAGGGUCAGCAAGAAGCUCUCAACCCAAACAUCAUCUUUAACAGGAUCUGCGAUCAGCUAGGAAACGUAUGCGGUGCUGCGGAUGACGCGAUCGCGGCAUGCAAGCAAGCGCAGGCUGACCUAGGAUCGGGUGCGAAGGACGCUUCAACGGCGGAUGCUUGGAACGAGGCUUUGGGUUUCGCGGGUGUUGAUAUCAACCCCGAUAACGCUCCCCAGACCGGUCUCGUCGGCCACACAUAAUCUAUCUUCUAACGGAGAUGGUUGUCGAGCGGGUGGGUUCUAGUUGACUAGUUGUGACCAUGCACAACGAAGGGCGUUCGGGGAAUAACGUGUUAUGACGUGUUAAGGACUUAUGUUGUAUCUAUACAUUCAAUAAAUAUGUGUAUA